This is a messenger RNA of Helicoverpa zea (corn earworm), 3809 nucleotides long. RefSeq names its product geranylgeranyl pyrophosphate synthase (gene qm). Gene Ontology annotation, biological process: isoprenoid biosynthetic process. NCBI's taxonomy places the organism in Eukaryota, Metazoa, Arthropoda, Insecta, Lepidoptera, Noctuidae. The coding region runs from base 138 to 1127 and encodes 329 amino acids. Gene Ontology annotation, molecular function: prenyltransferase activity. The transcript has 9 exons. The record is from RefSeq and is a predicted model, not a curated record.
UUUUCGCUCUGUCAGCUGGCCGCCUGUCAGUUGAGCGGAGUGACAGUUGUGAGCUAAUUUUGUCAGUAAAAUCGAUCGGUGUGCAGUGUGAAAUUCUAAUAAUAUUUAUCUAAGAAUCAAUUAAACAAAGACUAAAAAUGUCUAAAGUUAGUACAAAUACUGGUGAUAACACUCAAGAUGAGAAAAUCUUGAUGCCAUACACAUACAUCCAGCAAGUACCAGGCAAGCAGAUUAGACAGAAGCUCGCGUCUGCCUUCAACUACUGGCUCAAAAUCUCUGAUGAAAAGCUCCGGGCCGUGGGAGAGAUUGUGCAAAUGCUUCACAACUCUAGCUUACUCAGCAAACACAGGAUGCCCCCAGCCCCGCAGGACACGAUCGAAAUUACUUAUUUUAACGCGAUUGACGACAUUCAAGACAACUCGAUCCUUCGUCGCGGUAUUCCUGUGGCGCACUCCAUCUAUGGCGUGGCGAGCACCAUCAAUGCCGCCAACUAUACCAUGAUAGUUGCGCUGGAAAAGACGCAGGAGUUGGGACAUCCUAUGGCGACGCGAGUGUACACGGAACAGCUGCUAGAGUUGCACAGAGGACAAGGCAUCGAGAUCUACUGGCGCGACAACUUCCAGUGCCCUUCCGAGGAGGAGUACAAGGAGAUGACCAUCAAAAAAACGGGCGGCCUCUUCAUGUUAGCCAUCCGUCUGAUGCAGCUGUUCAGCGAGAACAAGUCAGACUUCAGCAAGCUGUCUGCCAUCCUCGGCCUCUACUUCCAGAUCAGAGAUGAUUACUGCAACUUGAGGCUGCAAGAGUACACAGAGAACAAGAGUUACUGCGAGGACCUGACGGAGGGCAAGUUCAGCUUCCCCAUCAUACACGCCAUCCGCAACCCCGAGGGCGACAAGCAAGUGCUGCAUAUCCUCCGUCAAAGGACCCGUGACCUGGAGGUGAAGCGCUACUGCAUCACCAUACUGGAGCGCAUCGGCAGCUUCGCGUACACUCGCGAGACGUUGCAGAGCCUGGACGAAGAGGCUAGGAGAGAGGUAGCCCGACUAGGAGGUAACCCGCACCUAGAGGCACUCCUGGACGACCUCCUCAGUUGGCGACGAGACAAACCCCUCGAAAACAACGUAUAAACUAUUCAGGUGGUCUGAACGUAACUGGGAAGCAUCAAACAUUAUGGCGAUUAACAUAUAGGGGGUCGGGAAAGCUCCAAUAAUAAAAAGAAAAAAAACAUCAAGUUCAUUUUUUUUAAUUAUUUACAAAGGUACUAUAACGAAGAAACGGCAUAAUUCGUAUCAAGGUUGCCAGCCUCAAUGGGAUAUGGGAAUAAAGAAUAAAGCCUUCCUAGUUACGUUGACAAGUUAAAGGAAAUGUUAGGUUCAAUUUUAGUACGAAAGACAAUUCGUUUUUGAUUUUCAUUACGGUUUCCAAAUUAUACGAUAUUUUGUACUUUUUGCUGCGGGUAAAGUCGGCGAGGGCAUUCAAUGAUAUUUGAACUUUUUGGGAAAAGAAUAACAACAUUAGUGUUGCCGACUGUAGAAAUAUUUGAUUUUGAAUAAAAUGUGAAUGUUUGUUUAAUCAUUACUAUGAUUAAUUAGAAAAUUAUAUUAAAAUAGUUUUGUUAUGCUAAUUUCAGUAUUAUAAUGCCGUAAUGAAAGUAAAAACCCUAAUGAUUUAAAUUAUUUUGUACAUUUUAUUUUAUUGUAUAGAUAGAAUAAAAAUCAUUUUUUUAUUAUCACUGGUUAAAUGAAACAACGAUGUUAUGGCGAUAUUUUAUGUGUACAUAAUAAUAAUAAUUAUUAUAUUUUAUAUUCAGUCAUGAUUGUGCAUUUUACAUUCCGUUAAUUAGAUGGUGGAAGUUGUAUAAGUAGGAAUUGCAAUUAAAAGACAUGUGUCUCAAUAAUUUGUAUCUUAAGAUCUUUUUAAUGUCUCAAAUCAAUAUCAAUGUUGUGUUCAGUACUUUUUAUAUGUUUAUGGUUGCUACAGCUAAAUUAAUUUUUCAGUGAUAUGUCAUCAUUAUAAUAUAGGGAAAGUCGAUUAUUUUGAAAAAGUGUAAAAAAAGUAUUAUUAUCAAAAAAAUUUAGUAUAAAAAAGACCAUCGUCUAACUUUAACACCCAGCCAAUGGCUAAAUAUCAAAUUGAAUGGAUGGCUAUUUAAAAUUAUUAUACUCUAUGGCCAUACGAUCUAACUGCCAUCUAUAGUCAUUUGAUUGUGAAAUGUUUUUUUUGCUUUGUAACAUAAUGGCGUAAUGCUUACUUAAAUCGCUUUGUACUUACGCACUAAUGCUUAAAUAAACAAGCUUGGUUAUUUUUUUAUUUUGAAUAAAACUAUUGUUAUGGAUUUUACUCGCUUUUUUAUUUAUUUAUUUUUCCCAAACCAAUGAUUUUUUUGAGGACAAAUUAUUUCAGAUCCGUAACAAUAGUUCCUUUUUAUUUUUUAUUAAACUUUUAUUAAUGCAUGCAAUGAAGUGUUAUUUUUCAUAGUUUUGCCUAAAUUAAUAUUUCACAAGUUUGCUGAGUCAAUAUAAAACAGUGGUGAGACCACUCGUUUGCCUCUAUAUCGACCAAAAUAUUUGCAAAAUCUAGAUUAAGAUAAUAAAUUGUUCCGUAGACUUUUCGAAUUAUUAGCAAUGUUGCAGUAGGUGAUAAAAUUACUUAUGCUGUUUGACGUUCAACGAAGUUUUCUAAAUCUAGAAAGUGCUUUCAAAAUCUUAUACGAAUUUAGCAGUAACUAAAGUUUGUUGCAAGCAAAUGUCAAGCAUUCGUUAUUACACGAGGCUUUGAUGAAUUUUCACUUUGUCGUUAUUUCUUAUAAUAAAAUUGUAAAAGAUACGCUAGUCAGCUGUCGCGAUGGGCGUCGAUUGUGGACAGCUAAACAAAUUAUAUAGGUGUAGCCUGUUGGAAAGUAGCGUGGCUAGAAGGUUAGGAGGUCGGUGUAUUCCUAGGUAUUUAAUAUUGUAUAAGUAUUGUUUUCAUUUUUACAUAAACCAUGAUAAAAAAGUUUUUAAUACACCAAAAAAAAAAUGUUAAACAAUUAUACACUUCUUUCUCGGUCAAGGAAAACAAAUUAAACGAAUCAAAUAUUUGCCUUGUAAUCUAUCUUAUGAAUGUUAAACACAGCAUAAUAGUGUGCACGUAUCUUGAUAUUAUAGUGAAGCAUGCCUUAGCUGUAGACGAUAAGAUUUCAUACUUGGAACUCUGAAAGCAGUUUUGUAUAAAAAUAUUUAAAUAAUUCAUGAUGUACUUAUAUUUUCGAAGUAUUGGUACUAAUUUUGAUGCACAUUUAAAUAUUGUGCCAUUACUAUGUUAUUUUGUAUUAUAAUAAUAUUUCAAGGUAGUCAAGUCACUUGCACAUUCCACAAAAUUAGACAUUGCUAUUUAUUAUAUAAAGCUCACUCUUUCGAUUCGAUAUUUCUAGUAGAUUGUAGAACAUAGGCCUAAAGAUGUACUUAGUAGACAUUUAGGGCUAGCCAAUAAUGACAAUAAAUAGCUUCGAUUCGUAUCGAUUUUUAUAACGUUUUAAUUUUGAAUAAUAAUCAGUUUUAGCGUUAGUUUAGCAUUGAAGAUAUAACAUAUCCUGUUUCGAGAUAACUUUGUCAUUCAUCGCAUCACACAUUCAACUAAUAUUAAUAAUUAGCAUGAACCCCGAUAUACACAAUUGAGAACAUUUUUGUUUGCAAAAAAUUGUACUUACUAACAACCUAGGCGUUUUGUAUUAAAUUAUAUUACCUACUCUAAAAGUUUAUGAACCAUUUUUGUCGAUAUUAAUAUUUUGUUAGAAAUUGUGUUGUUUAUUACAUUUUGUUUUGAGUGAA